Molecule: messenger RNA, 1444 nt
Organism: Dromiciops gliroides (monito del monte)
Lineage: Eukaryota; Metazoa; Chordata; Mammalia; Microbiotheria; Microbiotheriidae
Product: tryptase-2-like
Exons: 6
Coding region: 11-883 (290 amino acids)
Biological process (GO): proteolysis
Molecular function (GO): serine-type endopeptidase activity
Source: RefSeq, a predicted model, not a curated record
GGGCUAACUAAUGGGGAGGACACAACACAGGAACUUGGACAUGAUGUGGUGCCUGCUGUUCCUGACCCUCCCCCUCCUGGGGAGUUCAAUCCCUCUGAUUCAAGACAGGGAACAAGUUGGCAUCGUUGGUGGCCAGGAUGCUCCAGAGGGGGAGUGGCUUUGGCAGGUCAGUCUCAGGACUUAUGAAGAUCAAUACUGGAUGCACUUCUGUGGUGGCUCCCUCAUCCACCCCCAGUGGGUACUGACUGCUGCCCACUGCUUUGACACUAUUCCACAGGAGCCUUCAUCAUUCAGGGUCCAACUGAGGGAACAGCACCUCUAUUAUAAGGACAAGCUACUGCCCCUGACGAAGAUUAUUGUUCAUUCCAAAUACACUUUCAUUAAUCGGGGUUGGGAUAUUGCUCUGUUAAAACUGAAGAACCCUGUGGAGCUGUCCAGUCAUAUAGAGCUUAUUAGGCUUCCUAAUGCCACGGAGACCUUCCCCUUGGAUUCGGAGUGCUGGGUGACCGGCUGGGGGGAUCUUAAUAAUGGAGUACACCUGCCCCCACCCUAUACCCUGAGGCAGGUGCAAGUCCCUUUGGUGGAUACACAGGAAUGUGAUGAAGAGUACCACAUAGGAAAGUAUACAGACCCAUCUGUGAAGAUCAUUACCGAUGAUAUGUUAUGUGCAGGAAAACCACAUAUAGACUCUUGUCAGGGUGACUCCGGGGGACCCCUGGUGUGCAAAGUUGGGGACUCCUGGAAGCAGGCUGGGGUGGUGAGUUGGGGAAUAGGCUGUGGCAUUCCCCACAAGCCUGGCAUCUACACACGUGUCACAAGCUACGUGGAUUGGAUCAACAAGCAUAUUUCCCCAUGCUCCUCUGCAAACCCAGUUAGUGUCUAAGCCCGCUGUAUCUGCUAGGAAGCCCAUUAAGGCAUCCCAGUUCCUAUGCUUCCCCAUUUCUCUGACCCCUUGCUUCUUUGAGCUCAGCCUUUUCCUCUUCUUCUCUGAACCAUCUCCUCUUUGGCUACCCCAGAGGCUUCAUAGUCCUGGCUGGGAGUCUAGACAUCUCUGCUCUAAUUUUCUGCUCUGUCAUUGACUCUCUGGGACUUUGAAGAAGUCUCUUCUCCUGUCCUUUAAUUUCGUCCUCUGAAAAAAAUGUUCUGAGGGCACGGCUGCUUUGGAAUUUUUGGCCCUGGUGUUCUAUGAUCCCUUGAGUCUAUUUUGUGCAUUGUCUUGCAGUAGUUGAUGGAUGGGGCAAGAUAAAAAUUGGGGAAAUAGGCUCAUUUACACGGUAUUCCUUGUAUUUUAUUAAAUUGCAAAACCAUCUUGUUCUAGAAACAGCUCUUUCUUUGGGCUGGCUCAACCCAUUGAGUCUCUUCGUCCACUGUUAUGGGGUUUCUUAGGGAACUAGUUAUAUCUCCUUCCCCUGACCAAAGAGGAUUAAGGGAUAUCAAUAAAGAC